Haplochromis burtoni (Burton's mouthbrooder) is the source of this 2938-nucleotide messenger RNA. Its product is annotated as granzyme G. Bases 1495 to 2295 code for a protein of 266 amino acids. The record is from RefSeq and is a predicted model, not a curated record. The transcript is spliced from 5 exons. Gene Ontology annotation, molecular function: serine-type endopeptidase activity. Lineage: Eukaryota; Metazoa; Chordata; Actinopteri; Cichliformes; Cichlidae. Gene Ontology annotation, biological process: proteolysis.
UAAUUACUUUUUCAAAGUAACUUGCCCAACACUGAUAAAAACUUAAAGGAGACCUAACAAGGUUUAAAAUUAAUUAAAACAAUGCAGUAAAAGUAUCAGAGAACAAAAAUCAUAUAAAUAGAGAAUUAAAUAACUAAUAAAAUAGAGAUAAUAGAUUAAGUAUAUGUCAGUUGCAUCACAUUUACUAUAUUACUAUGGUAAAUAACAUACCGAUAGACUGACAACUGUACAAUAAAUAUAUAAUAUAAAUAUAUAAUAUAUAUCUUUGUGCAUAUCGUGUGGAAAUUAUCUGUUUGUUAAUGACUUUUUAGGAUUUCUUAACCUGGAAGAUUGAGUACGCAUCAAGACAGCAACCUAUAUAUUUUUUUUAUUUUAGAAAACAUAGUUUAGAAUUCAACUUUAUUGUCAUUGCACAUUGUUUCUUCAUGCUGGUCAAAUUCAACAGUAAGAUACUGUCACUACACUAACAUCUUCGCUUGUAAAAAUGAUGAUGAUUUUUGAUGCUAAGACAUGUUUCACACCUUCAACACACACACACAUGCAGACAUGUGUGCAUUUAGAGGAGAUAAAUGUGCAACAAAAUUUUGAGAGGAGAGAAAGAUAGGAAGUGUUAAAUGAAAACCGCUUACAGAUUGCAAAGUGAUGCAUAAAACAGGCAAACUGCCCCCCUUAAAAUGAUUACAUUUUACUUUACUUCUAUGUGUCAUGCACGCUCUGAGGAAGUUUCUGCUCUUCUCUUCUUCUCUUCAGGCUAUGACAUGCCUUAUAAAAAAAUGUAAGAUUUCAAAAUAUGUUGUGAAAAUAUUCUCUCUCAAAUCUUCUACAUUUCUUCUUGGGCACUAGGAAGUGAAAUAAAUAAAUAAUAAAUAAAUAAAUCUCUAAUAUGUGUACUUACUGCACUAUGUGUCCAUUUUUGAAGUUCAUCUCAAACUUCUAGAAGCAACUACACAUUCAAAUGUAAUAUACUAGCAGGAAAUAACAGGAAAGAGGCUUGAUAGAGAGAGCAUACUGUAGUGAUGUUAAAAGACUUAUUUAAUCAACUGUCACUGUUGCACUUUUCUGUUGCACUGUUGUGUCUGCACCCUCUUGUGUCUUCUGUUCUGUCUUUCUUUGUUUUUUGCAUCUGACAUGUGACUGUGAAGGUGUAACUGGAAAAAGUGGUUUCAAUGACUCACAGUUUUUCACAGGUUUUGGUACUCUUUGGUGUUUCACACCUUUGCUUGGUUUUACAAUAUAUAUAUAUAAAAAUUAAAAAUUCAUUACAUUUAUAAUUCAUUACAUUUAAACUAAUUUGGUUCAAUUAGUUAAUUAGUUAGUUCAAGUUUAUUUAAGAGAAAAAAUAAAAUCACAUGUUUAGUGGAGAUAGAUGAUUGAUGUGGGAGGAGUGACUGAUAGGAAGUGUUGAUGAAAAGCCACAGAAACAUUGCAAGGUGAUGCAUAAAGCAGACAAACUGCCCCCCUAAACAACGACAUUCUACUUGACUUCCACGCAUCAUGCACGCUCUACAGAAGUGUCUUCUAGUCACAGCUGUGACAUGCCUCAUUCAAAAUGUUUUUCUUCAUUUAUUUUCAGCACUGGGAAGUGAAAUCAUAAAUGGCAAAAAGGCUGAGGAAAAGUCCAUGCAGUAUAUGGCAUCAGUACAAAACAACAAAAAACACACAUGUGGAGGAUUCCUUGUCAGUAAAGACUUUGUAAUGACUGCUGCGCACUGUCGUUUUGAGAAUCCUAAAUCCUUAAGUGUUGUUCUGGGCACCCAUGAUCUCAGGAAGGAAAAUAAGAAAAUGAGAUAUGGAGUAAAAAUGAUCUGCAGACACCCUGCCUUCAAGGAAGUUGCAAAUGGGAAUGACAUCAUGCUCCUCAAACUGUCUAAGAAAGUUCCCCUGGGUAACAAAAAACCAAUUAAGCUAAUUCCACUUCCAAUUCAAAAACUAAACCUGGAGGAAAACGAGAUCUGCAGUGUAGCUGGAUGGGGGCCCACAGAACCUGGUAAAUCUGGUUAUGUUAAUGAGCUGCAAGUGAUGGAUGUUCCCAUCAUUAACAAGGACAAGUGUCAGAAGCUGUGGAGAAGAACUUUAAAAAAUGUUAUUUGCACCGGUGGAUACAAAGCAAAGAGUGGAAUCUGUCAGGGUGAUUCUGGUGGGCCUCUCGUAUGUAACGAGUCGGCUGUUGGCAUUGUUUCCUUUAACAACAACAAUAGCUGUAAAUAUCCAGAUGUCCCAAACGUCUAUACAGACAUAUCGCAAUUUCUUCCUUGGAUCACAGAUAUUCUCAAGAAAAAAAAAUGCAAAGGGUAAAAAAUAUUUUCCAUGUUAUUGCGUGUGUAUUGUAAGACUAUUAGGCAAGUGACAUAUGAGCUGUGUAAACUGCUUAAAUUCAGCAAUAUCUAACAUUAACUGUAUCUAACAAAAUAUCUAACAAUAUCUAAGCAAUAUCUAACAAAAACUGCUGAUGACUCUUUCAUUGUCAAGCUUACAAAUAGAUCAGUGACAUAGUAGCUUUGAAGUGCACAAGUUAGUAUCACGUAUGAAAAAAGUCAAAGGAGGUUUUCCUGUGGUUCGUUGGUUGUAUUACAUAAACUAACGAGAACUAAUAUCCACUGACAAGUCAGAAAGCUCAUAAACAGUCAUAUCCAGGGCAAUUUCAUCUCAUUUUACUAAAGCCUGCCCGAUACUGGAAACAUGGACAGGCACUUCACCAGGGCACAAACUCCUCAAUCCAUAUCAUGAGAUAAAAAUGUCAUCAGAACAAAUACAUUUUUAAAAAAUGUAUAGUUUUGUUUGACAUCAGAAUUGUACGUGGCUAUUGGGAAGUCAAGUGACUUCACAAAAUUUUGAUAAUAGACUAAUUUCCUGUAUUUAGUAGUCUUUUUUCACAUUUUAUUUUACAUCAGUUUAUAAUGUGAAUGCUGUUAUUUAUGAAAAAGAAACCAAAAUCCAG